Molecule: messenger RNA, 2511 nt
Organism: Tarenaya hassleriana
Lineage: Eukaryota; Viridiplantae; Streptophyta; Magnoliopsida; Brassicales; Cleomaceae
Product: protein tesmin/TSO1-like CXC 4
Exons: 10
Coding region: 144-2162 (672 amino acids)
Molecular function (GO): DNA-binding transcription factor activity
Source: RefSeq, a predicted model, not a curated record
AGAGAGAGAAGAGCCUCUUCUUCUUCUUCUUCUUCUUCUUCUUUGCUUAGAGCUCUUGCCCUAGCUUCUUACUGCGCGUCCAUGGCGGCGCAGGGAGGCGGUAUCGUGUAGGAUCAGUGGGCAGAGCAAAAACCUCGCUGGUGAUGGAUACGCCGGAUAAGAACCGCAUCGCAGCGGUUCCUCUCUGCAACUUCGAGGAUUCUCCUGUUUUUAAGUACAUCAACGAUCUCUCUCCCAUAGAGCCGGUUAAGUCAGCUCUUGCUGAUAACAUCUUGAACUCUUUUGCCUUUGCAUCACCUUCGGCGUUAUUCACUUCGCCACAGAUCAACCCUAAUCGAGAAUCUAGGUUUUCAAUUAAAAGGCAUCGAUCUUCUCCGGACAUACCGAAUCCAGUGUUCCUCCUUGAUGGAACUGUAAAUAACUCAAGGGAUCUUCCGGAAGCUGUUAAGUCAUCCGAACUACGUGGUGAGCAGGUCAAGUGUGAUAAGUUUAACCAGUUGGAUAAAAGUUCUGAAACCAAGCCACUCAAGGAGCAUUUCAGCUUGGCAAUUGAGUUGGCAAAGGCCUUGAAAAAUGGAGGUGAUGGAUGCGAUAUUCAAAUGGUUUCUUGUGAUCAAAUAUCAGCUGGCACUGAAAAUGGAAAAGGAAGCAUUGAAUCAAUGACAAAAUCUGAUGAAGAUACACAACCAAAUUAUCCAACUGAACUUGGUGUUGAUUUGACACUGUUUCAAACUGAUGAAAGGGAGAGUUACAACGGGUCUGGCAUGACGAACUCGAACUCUGAUGAUGGUGGUAUCCUGGAUAGUGAGCAACAGAAUCAGAGGAUAGCAGAUCCUGGAACCAAUUCUCUUGCUUUAGCUCCCCUGCAGUUUUCACCUGUUUGUCAUAACUCGGAGAAUGUAAAUGCAGGAGGUUUUUGUGGUGUACAAGAUGCUUCUGGAGCUCCAGACAUCACUUUUAGCUGUUCAGCUGAGGUAAUUGUUAAUGAUUCAGAUGCCAAAACCGAAGACAAGGAAGAAAAAUGCUUCCAGCCCAGCCGAAAGCAACGGAGUAUCCGGAGGCGCUGUUUGACUUUUGAUGUGGGUGGAUCUUGCAAAAAGAAGCCUCUGCGUGAUUCCACAAAUGACCCUCCUACAGAACCGGCAUCCGUCAACAAGGUUCCUUCUCCUGAAAUGCUGCCAGUCCCCAGCAAGAAGGAUCCAGAUGAUAUUCCACCAAUUCCAACGAUUGGUUUGCACUUGAAUGGUCUCGUGAACACCUCAACCAAUCAGAAUAAAUUAAUAUGUAAAGUUGGUCGUGUUCUUUCUCUUGCUCCUAUGACAUCUAAUCAGAUACUUGACAGUCAGAUCUCAACUCCGGUUUCCACAAAAAGAGUUUUGGCUUCUUGUGAUAAUGAAAUUACAGAGGAGGGUCCUGAGAAAUUUACAGAUGCAGAAUGUUUUGACAAUGAUGUUCUGACAGGAGAGAGGAAGCAAUUAGAUGGACUCGAUGAAAGCGUCAGCUGCAAACGCUGUAAAUGCAGAAGGUCAAAAUGCUUGAAACUAUAUUGUGACUGCUUUGCUGCUGGACUGUAUUGUAUUGAACCUUGUUCAUGUCAAGAUUGUUUCAACAAACCCAUUCAUGAAGAGUUAGUUAUGAACACACGUCGACAGAUUGAAGCUCGUAAUCCACUAGCUUUUGCUCCAAAAGUGGUCACCUCAGUCGAUUCUGCUUCAGAUUUCAGGGACGAGAACAUCAAAACUCCUGCUUCCGCCAGACACAAACGAGGAUGCAACUGCAAAAAAUCAAGCUGCUUAAAGAAAUACUGUGAAUGCUUUCUGAUGGGUGUUGGAUGCUCUCCAAGCUGCAGAUGUGUAGGCUGUAAGAAUACUUUUGGACAUAAAGAUGAGCAAUUCCACUUUCCCUGUGCUCAAGAACCUGAUGCAGUCAUGAUCAACGAGGAAGACAGAGAGCAAGAUGUGAAAGAUCCAAAUGCGCAUCAUGAUGUUGAUCAUAACGAUAUUGGUGCUCCUAGCAGGAAGGUACUAGAAUGUCCAUAUCUGGAGUCGGAACGGUGUCUGCAAGUCAUACCAGGAGAGGGAACAUCAGAAAUUAUAAGCAGUAGUAACCAAAUGCUGCUCCUGAGUUCUAUAUCACCAUUUCCUUCCCUCACAUCACCAUGAGAUUUCGAAACAAGAACAACAACAAUUCGGUCUCCUGUUCUUCCCGUUACUCAUGCCGGGGAUGAUUCUUCUUGAUUUUUGCCUCUGGUCUCUGUGGGAAAGUAGAAGAACAAACCAAGAUUCUAUGUUAGAAAGCUGUGUGUGUAUCAGUGUGGGUUAUCUUCAUUUCAUAUUUGUGUUGUAGGGUGUUCUGUAUGUAGAAGUUUUGCUUAGGAUGCGAUAUGAUGUGUAUAUGUGUGUUACUUCAGUUGUAAGAGCUGGUUUGUAUUUCUGUCUUCAACUCAAGUUGGUAAUUUUCUUCCAAGCCAUUGGCUAGUUAGUGCUGGGUCGACUAUGUUUCCACGGUGCA